AUGGUGACUCAUAGAGGAAUUGAAGUGAACCCAAAUCAGAUCAAGGCCAUUAACGAUUUACAAGCACCUCGGAACCCAAAAGAAGUGCAGAAACUGACUGGUAUGACUGCUGCUUUGAACCGGUUUAUCUCCAAGUCAACCGAGAGGCCGCCUAUCAUGUCUAGUCCUAAGGUGGAUGAGGUAUUGUUUGCUUAUCUGGCAGUUGCCCCUCAUGCAGUUAGUUUUGUCUUGAUACGAGAGGACAGUGGCGUCCAAAGGCCAGUGUACUAUGUAAGCAAGUCCCUUCAUGAGGCCGAGGUGAGAUACUUGUCAUUGGAAAAGGCCAUCUUGGCGGUGGUCCAUGCAACACGCAAAUUUCCGCAUUACUUUCAGGCCCAUACUGUGGUUAUCUUGACUCAACUACCUCUCAAGUCCAUACUAAGAAGUGUAGACUACACCGGAAGAAUUGCUAAGUGGGGCACAAUUCUAGGUGCUUUCGAUAUCAAGUACAUGCCGCACACCUCUGUGAAAGGCCAAGUCCUUGCUGAUCUGGUGGCUGAGUUCGCCGAGUUCCCAAAAGAAGUUAAUAUGAAGCAAGACAACGUGGAUGAAAAAUCGGUUGGCCUAAUAUCCACACAAGGCAUAUCCUCUUGGAGGGUGUACGUGGAUGGGGCAACAAACCAAUGGGGAGCAGGAUUGGGGUUAGUUUUGAUAUCUCCCGAAGAGGUCAUCAUCGAGAAGUCCUUGAGAUUAGGAUUCUCGACUACUAACAACGAAGCGGAGUACGAAGCUUUGUUGAUGGGAAUGAGUAUGGUCCAGAAAAUGGGCGGGAAGAUAGCAGAAUUAUUCUCGGACUCGAGAUUGGUAGUUGGCCAAGUGAAAGGAGAGCUAGAGGCCCGGGAUCCAAGAAUGCAGGGGUAUUUAAGCCAAGUUAGGCGUAUCCAAACGAAGUUUGAGUCUUUCGACUUAUCGCAUAUUCCCCGAGGUGAAAAUACUCACGCCGACUCCUUGGCAACCCUUGCCACCUCCUCGGUACGGAAUUUUCCUCGGUUGAUCAUUGUUGAAGACUUGCAUACCCCCACCUCACCAGAAAAAGAUGUUUGCCAAGUUUAUCAAGCCAGUCUAUCGUCGAGCUGGAUGGAUCCCAUAUUGAAAUUCCUUAAAAGUGACAUCUUGCCCGAAGAGAAAGUCAAAGCUGAACCCUUGGCCAACAUCAGAGACGUAGAUGUUAAGAAGUUUAUUUGA
Messenger RNA from Quercus lobata, 1224 nucleotides. RefSeq lists its product as uncharacterized. Lineage: Eukaryota; Viridiplantae; Streptophyta; Magnoliopsida; Fagales; Fagaceae. The record is from RefSeq and is a predicted model, not a curated record. The transcript is spliced from 3 exons. The coding region runs from base 1 to 1224 and encodes 407 amino acids. Gene Ontology annotation, molecular function: RNA-DNA hybrid ribonuclease activity; nucleic acid binding.